AUGAUGGAUACCAUGGAUGGCACUCUAUCUCAGACGGUUACCUAUUGGUUUAUGCCACCUCCGCUUGCCAAGGUCCCUUCUGAUACCUACAAGAGGAUCGAUGAGACAGGCGGCGAGCUAGGAAGCAAGGUUCAUACAUCAAAGAAAUUUGAGGAUGAUGUCAAAUCGCAAAGACUUCACAGUACUGGUGGUCAAGAUAUUCAUAGUACUGGUGGAACGCCUACUGGAGGAGAUAGUGGCCUUCGCAACAAGCUGAUAAUGGCCGCUUCCCUGCUCCUAUUCUCGUACCUAGUCUAUCGCUUUUAUGGGCAGUCUCAAACUCCUAACAAAGUAGCGCGUGAUGCAGAUUUCGGUGUAAGGAAGGAGAGGCCGGAUCCAGUUCACGACAAAGUAAUUCAUGAGUCAGUGGACAGGGAUGAUCCCCGAAAUAAGGGCAAAGUAACCGUAACCAACUAUGGUGUCCACCCGACAUCAAAAAGCGACAGGGCAGAGGAAACUGCCUCCAAGUUACUACACGGUAGUCCACCGGGCUCGACAAAACAGUAAUAACAGAAUACUUGGCCCAGUAGUGUUAAGUGAAAAAAGGCUGUAGAAAUCAGUAUGGUAUCAUUAUCUGUCUAGCCGUAGCUACUCUCGUUUUCUCCUA
Cylicocyclus nassatus is the source of this 646-nucleotide messenger RNA. The record is from the annotation of a GenBank genome assembly. NCBI's taxonomy places the organism in Eukaryota, Metazoa, Nematoda, Chromadorea, Rhabditida, Strongylidae.